GCUUUAUUAAUUUCUAUCUUCUAGGAUUUAACAUUCCAAGGAUCUGCUUAUCCAAUGUCACCACUUGGAGUUCCCGGUGUUCCUGGUGCUGGUGGCACAGCUGCUGUUCCUGGAGCUCCUAAAUCAAAAGAAAAACUUUCAGAUGCACUUAAGUCAUGCAAUGAAAUUCUUAAGGAACUAUUUUCUAAAAAACAUUCUGGAUAUGCAUGGCCAUUUUAUAAACCUGUAGAUGCAGAACUGUUAGCUUUACACGAUUACCAUGAUAUUAUAAAAAAGCCAAUGGAUUUAGGAACUGUCAAACACAAAAUGGACAAUCGUGAAUAUAAAAGUGCUCCAGAAUUUGCUGCUGAUGUGCGAUUAAUUUUUACUAAUUGUUAUAAAUAUAAUCCACCAGAUCAUGAUGUAGUUGCCAUGGGUCGCAAGCUGCAGGAUGUUUUUGAAAUGCGUUAUGCAAAUAUUCCCGAUGAACCUGUUGCAAAUGCACAUGCUGCAGCAGCGGCUGCAGCACACAAUGCUCUUACAAGUAUAAAACAUGAAGCGUCUGAUUCUUCUUCCGAUGAGUCUUCAGAUACGGAAAAUGAAUCAAAUUCAGACGAGGAACGAAAUGCCAAGUUGAAAAUGCUUGAAACUAAACUGUUGGAUUUACAAGAAGAAAUGCGUAAAUUGAUGGAAGAAGCAUCCAACAAGAAGAAGGCAAAAAAAAAAUUAAAGGAAAAGAAAAAGGUCGGUGCAAGCGGUGUUCUUAGUGGUGGUGGAAUUACCCAAGGAGGGAAUAAUUUAGGCACAGGCGGCGCCGGCGUCGCCACGUUGGGAAAUUUGCAUAGUCAUGAUCUAACAACAGCAAUAGCAAUAGGUCAGUUAAAUGUUGCAAACAAAGGGACUCCAAUGGCAAGUGUAACAGGAACAGUUGUGAGUGCAGUAGUGAAUAAAAGUGCUAAAGUUAAGGGGCCACGUGGCCCAAAAGCUAGUGGAGCAUCAGUUGCGGCAUCAGGAGCAGGAAGUGCAACUAUAGGUAAUAAACGAGCGAAAGGGAAUGCGAGCACUAGUGUAAUUGCUGCUACUGCUAGUGGAGUAGCGCGUGGUCCGAAUAAGAAGAAACCUAGCCAAGUAAUGAAUUUUGACUCUGAAGAGGAAGACACAGCUAAACCAAUGUCAUAUGAUGAAAAACGUCAACUGUCCUUAGAUAUAAAUAAAUUGCCAGGUGAUAAACUCGGAAGAGUGGUCCAUAUUAUCCAAAAUCGUGAACCAUCGCUGCGGGACUCUAAUCCAGAUGAAAUUGAAAUAGAUUUCGAAACAUUGAAACCGUCGACGUUACGAGAGUUGGAAAGUUAUGUAGCAUCAUGCCUACGCAAAAAAACUCGUAAGCCUUACUAUAAAAAACCAUCAGGUAAAUCAAAAGAUGAACAAAUGGCUGAGAAAAAACAAGAAUUGGAAAAACGUUUACAAGAUGUUACUGGACAGUUGGGAAGUAACAAAAAAGCAACUAAGAAAGGUAAUAGUUAAAUAUUUAUUUCUAAAAUUGGCUU
Molecule: messenger RNA, 1526 nt
Organism: Teleopsis dalmanni
Lineage: Eukaryota; Metazoa; Arthropoda; Insecta; Diptera; Diopsidae
Product: homeotic protein female sterile-like
Exons: 3
Coding region: 55-1503 (482 amino acids)
Biological process (GO): regulation of DNA-templated transcription; chromatin remodeling
Cellular component (GO): chromatin; nucleus
Source: RefSeq, a predicted model, not a curated record